GCCGCCGGUCCGGCCCCGCCCCGGGACCGCCUCCCCGCGGGUUCCGUUGGCUGUGGCGGCAGCUGAGGCUGUGGCGGCAGUGGCCGCAGGGCGGGCGUAAGAUGGCGACAGCGGUGGCGGGAGCCCUGGGCCUGCUGUGGGGUUGGCUGUGGAGCGAACGCUUCUGGCUGCCCCAGAACGUGAGCUGGGCUGAUCUCGAGGGCCCGGCCGACGGCUCCGGCUACCCGCGGGCCCGGCACAUCCUCUCGGUGUUCCCGCUGGCGGCGGGCAUAUUCUUCGUGAGGCGGCUCUUCGAGCGAUUUAUUGCCAAACCCUGUGCACGCCAUGUUGGCAUCCUGGACAGUGGUCCUUAUCAGACCCAACCCAAUGCCAUCCUUGAAAAAGUGUUCAUAUCUAUUACUAAGUAUCCUGAUGAGAAAAGGCUGGAGGGCCUGUCAAAGCAACUGGACUGGGAUGUCCGAAAAAUCCAGUGCUGGUUUCGCCAUCGGAGGAAUCAGGACAAGCCCCCAACGCUCACUAAAUUCUGUGAAAGCAUGUGGAGAUUCACUUUUUAUUUAUGUAUAUUCUGCUACGGAAUUAGAUUUCUCUGGUCGUCACCUUGGUUCUGGGACACCAGACAGUGCUGGCAUAGCUAUCCAUACCAGUCUCUGACAAGUGGGCUUUAUUACUAUUAUAUCAUGGAAUUGGCCUUCUAUUGGUCUCUUAUGUUUUCUCAGUUUACAGACAUUAAAAGAAAGGACUUCCUGAUUAUGUUCGUGCAUCACUUGGCUACCAUUGGGCUCAUCACCUUCUCCUACAUCAACAACAUGGUUCGAGUGGGAACUCUGGUCAUGUGUCUACAUGAUGCCUCAGACUUCUUGCUGGAGGCAGCCAAGCUGGCCAAUUAUGCCAAGUAUCAGCGCCUCUGUGACACCCUUUUUGUGAUCUUCGGUGCUGUUUUUGUGGCCACUCGUCUAGGAAUCUAUCCAUUCUGGGUUCUGAACACGACGCUCUUUGAGAGUUGGGAGAUGAUCGGGCCCUAUGCCUCCUGGUGGUUCUUCAAUGGGCUUCUCCUGAUCCUACAGGUUCUGCACGUCAUCUGGUCCUACCUAAUUGUGCGCAUUGCUUUCAAAGCCUUGAUCCGAGGAAAGGUAUCUAAGGAUGAUCGCAGUGAUGUGGAGAGCAGCUCAGAGGAAGAAGAUGUGACCACCAGCACAAAAAGCCCCUGCAGCAGUAACUCCAGCAAUGGUGCCAAUCGGGUGAAUGGUCACAUGGGAGGCAGCUACUGGGCUGAAGAGUAAGGCAGUUGGUAUGGGGACUUCAGCACACGUGGACUUGUAGGGCCACUGGCAGCCUACUCCUCUUGGGCCUCUCCCCAUCUACACUUCUGUGACUUUGGGGUCUGCAGGGCACUGAAGAGAAUCAAAGAAGCAAAUAUUUUCACUUUUUAAAAAAUUUCUGCCAUUUUGUAUUUAAUAGCCUCCAGGUUCUUUCAGUAAUGUUAUUUGCUCUGUGUGUGUGUGUUUGUGUGUAUUCGUGUGCAUAUGCAUUUGUGCAUAUGCAUGAGUUUCAUUGCCUGGGUUGGGGCACAAAUCUAGACUGGGGCCACUAGGCCUUGCCUGGUCCCCUUUGAACCCACCUCAAUUCCAGAUUUGACUACAUCUUGAAUUAUGCUGGCUCCGGACUGUCCCCUCCCUUGUUGCCCAUGGCUCCUGAGGCUCUGGCCAUCUGAAUAGAGCAGCCAAGUUCAGCUCAAAGUUCUGCACUGUUCUUCUUCGGAGCUGGAAUAUUUCACGUGAAGUUGUAUAGAAACAGACAAGCAUGGAUGGAUGGCCAGAAUUGCUGUGGUCCCUAGCUAGAUCCGCUUCCUACCCUGCUCUUUACUCAAUGGUACGCAAGGAGUUGGGGGUGGGAGAGGGUGAGCUUAGGGCUAGAGGACAAUGGCCACUGGGUGAGCUGUUAACGGUUUAUACUGUUGUUUACUAUUCUGUGAUUAAAAGUGCUUCAACCCUC
Ceratotherium simum simum (southern white rhinoceros) is the source of this 1992-nucleotide messenger RNA. It is a transcript of the gene CERS5, whose product is annotated as ceramide synthase 5. Gene Ontology annotation, molecular function: sphingosine N-acyltransferase activity; DNA binding. The record is from RefSeq and is a predicted model, not a curated record. Lineage: Eukaryota; Metazoa; Chordata; Mammalia; Perissodactyla; Rhinocerotidae. Gene Ontology annotation, cellular component: membrane. Gene Ontology annotation, biological process: ceramide biosynthetic process.